Messenger RNA from Ceratitis capitata (Mediterranean fruit fly), 4046 nucleotides. RefSeq lists its product as uncharacterized. The transcript has 2 exons. The record is from RefSeq and is a predicted model, not a curated record. Bases 556 to 2091 code for a protein of 511 amino acids. NCBI's taxonomy places the organism in Eukaryota, Metazoa, Arthropoda, Insecta, Diptera, Tephritidae.
AUAUCUUUUACUGUAAAGCCCUUUAUAUAGCUAAUCAACACUUACUGAUAAUUGCUGAGCUGAUCGAAUAUGUUAAAAUCGUGUAUCGAUUUUAGCUUCAAUAAGAUUCUUGCAAAAAUUCCAAACGAAUCCGCCGAUGAAAAAUUAUAGUAUACUUGAAGAAAUAUUAGAAAAUAGAAGUGAUUUGCUUGAUUUAUACAUACAUAUGUACAUAUAUACAAGAAAAUAACAAAAUUAAUUUGUGCGUGCGACUAGAAUUUUCUUAAAUCGAAUAAGCAAAGAAAUAAACAAAAAUAACACUACUUUUAAGUAUACACAAAUUUCCGUGAAGAUCAACACAAAAUCGUUCAAUGGGCAAAUUAAAAUCGAAAGUGAUUAAAAAUAUAAAAUUUUUGAGUACAUGGUUUGGCAAUUAUCCUACAAAAUUUAGCAUUAUAAGGAAAUAUUUUAACUGUGAUUUCUGCGCUGAUGCAAGUAAAUAAUAUAUAUAUGUUAUAUGUUAUAUAUAUAUGUACAUAAGCAUAACAUAAUUAAACAAUAAAUAAAACUGGAAAAAUGCAUUUAGCCAACGGGACAAAAUCAUUUGGACAAAAUCGAGUAUCAGGCAUUUGCUAUUAUUCCCAUCCUUUCAUGUUUUCAUUAGAAAAUAUUUUUAAUAUUAAAAGCCCGAAAAUUUUUGGCAAAUGCAAUGCUAACAUCACAUCACAACUGCGAUCUCAUGUUGAUUCGAACACUAAAUACGCGGCGACUGAAACGAUACCAAAAGCGCAGGCGCCUAAGUUUGUUCCAUACCAGCCGUUGCAGGCAACUAUUCAGAAAAUAUGGCCGCACAACCUGAAAGUAAAUCGGAAUUUGACAAAACCAAUGACUACUCGGACUUUCUCACCAUACCAACAGCCUCAGUUUCUAGCGCGCAACACCUCAAAUCCAAGAAAGUCAACCUCAAAGAGUUGGAAAACUUAUGAACCCACAUUGCGUGAGUUUGUUCCUUCACAACCGUUAUUAGUAAUGCCUCAAAUAGCUAUGCCAUACCGCCCGUAUAUGGUAACUAUGCUUCCGCUACAACCUUUACAGAAAUUGACUGAGGAGACACCACCUAGUGGUCCAUUUAUGCCAGAAACUUUGACGGAAAAUUGGUCGAUCCCAGUUCAUGCAGCAACAGAAAGUCAGAAAAAUAAUCAACAUUAUUAUGGUAAUAUCACAUCGCAAUUAGUGCCACCUGUUUCAGUUACUCACAGCACUCCGAAGAGCGAGUUUGUUACACCAACUUUACAGACAACGUUCCUGGAAACACCAUCAUGUAGUCGGAGAAGGACCGGGAAUUUGCUGAAACAAGCCAAUAGUCAGGCGAUGAAUCAACAGCCGAAAAGUUGUGAAAAUUAUGGAAAUUUCUAUUAUACUGUUACUUUCCCACCCUUUUCACCUUAUUUAUUUACACAACCCUUGCAGAAGAUGUUGGAGGAGGAAGAUAAAACGUCUCCGUUGCCGGCAACAACUCAGGUAGUAACGCCAUAUCGACCGAUGAUGGCAGCUGCACAGACUCCACUAAUCCAGCCUGUUCUACAGACAACACCACCAUGUAGUCCAAAUAUGACGGAAACUUUGCUGAAACGAAAAGCUGCUCAGUUGGCUUCAGCGCACCAACAAUCCCGUACAGUUACUUACCCCCAACUGAAGAUAAUGAAACUGGAUGUUGAGACAUCUGAUGAUGUGACUCGCAGAGCAAAACCAUAUCGCCCGCUUAUGGUAGCUCAAAGGUCCGCGCAGACUCAACAAUCUAGGUUUGCUGGAAAAACUUUACCGACAACGACUCAGGAAAAAUUGCCCUCUAGUUCGCAUAUGACAAAUCAUUUACUGAUAUCGCAAACUGCUGGAGGAACUUUUUCCCAAAAUUCGAGUUCCCAAUUUUCAGUGGCAAAGUCGUCAAUUGAAACAAAUUUAAACCAAAUAAGUAGAAAGAAUUAUAGACAAUACCAAGCUAAUAUCACCACUCAAUCACUUUCACCAUAUUCAUUUACACAAACUUCUCAGGUUUUGGAGCAGAGUACCGAGAUGUCUCGGUUUACUUCAUUACAAUCUGGCCGGCAAUGACUUAGCGAGCAACGCCAUAUCGCCCGUAUAUGGCAGCCGAAUUAAUUCCAAAAGCUCAUUUUAUACAGUCUGCACCCACAAUGGGUCAGGAAACACCGCCAUGUAGUCCGAAUAAAUCAGGAAAAUAUUUGAAACAAGAAAAUAAUCAGAUGUCGCCACAAAACCAACAGGCCCACUUCCCGUUGCAAAAGGCGAGGUUACCAACAAAUUCCACCGUGAUAAAUUGGGAAAAGUACAGGCAAUACUAUGAUAAUAUCACCACUCAAACAUUUUCGCCAUGUUCAUUUACACAACCUUCUCAGAAGAUUUUGGAGCAGAGAACCAACAUGUCUCAGUUUACUUUAUUAAAACCCUGGCCGGAAAUGACUCAGCGGACAACACCUUGUCGCCCGGUUAUGGCAGCCCAGCUGACACUGUCCAUACCGACAAUGGUUCAGAAAACAUCGAAAUGUAGUCCGAGUAUGCCAGAAAAAGUUGUCGUAAAACAAACAGUCUCUCUCGGUUAAUUAUUCUCCUGCCAAGAUUAUGAAACUGGAAGCUGAGUCAAAAUGGGCUGUGACUCACAUAGCAAAGUCAUACCGCCCGAAUAUGUCAGCUCUAAGGUCUAAGCAAGCUCAGUAAUAUGUUGCAAAAUUAAGGAACACAACUUCACCCGGGUUAAAUAUGAUUGGUCAUUUAAUGAAGCCGAAAACUGCGGGCGUCCCAACAAACCCUAGGCUUUUUUAUAGCAGUUAGCGAUAGGGAGAGAGCAGAAUUCUCGUUCCACACAAAUAAACCAAUUCUGAUUACUUAGAAGUCCUUGUAGGUAACGCCAUAACGCCCGAAUAUGGCAGCCAGCCCAAAUAUGCAUUGCAUAGAACGAGACAAGAGCUCAGACAUAGUCACAGAACUGCCUUACUUAAAUUGAGAAGUCAUCUUUUCCAAAAAAAAAAUUCCAUCGCCAUAUAGCCCGAAUAUGGAAGCCCAGAUCUCACCCAUAAUAUUGCAGGAAACAACCUGAGGAACGGCGCCUUAUCAUCCAAAGAAUGGUAGAAAAUUUUUCAGAACCUACAACUGCUCGGUAGCUUUCCAAGGCAACCGUACUGCUUGACAUCGUCAAGCAUGCAAUUACUUAAGACGAACUGUCAUAUUGCCUGAAUAUGGUAGAAAAUUUGUCGCAAGAGCCGUAAACGUCUUUCUAAAAACAGAGAUAUUAAUGCAGAUAAGGAUUUGGCCUUAUGUUUUAAAAAAGAUUUCGGGUAAGUGACCGUCGCGGAAUAAAUCUCGAAUAAAUCUCAGCAGAAAGGCUCAAUAUUCGGCGGAUGGCGCCGAAUACUCUCUACCAAAUCGACUUAUCUAUAUAGACUAGACACUUCACAUAACUCUGCAAAAAAUAGUCCAGCGGUGGUACUCGGGGCGGCUAAUAAUCUAGCGAAAUAAGGUUUAUUAACAUUUCAUUCUCGCAAUUCGGAGCACCGCGCUGUGUUUAAAUUCCUUAUAAAAAAGGACGCCGAAAGAAAUAUGUAAAGAGAUGUCAUCGGUUAUUUAAGACUCUGCCCUUUCAUAUACGAUGGUGAAAAAAUGGGCUCGACAGUUUCAACAAAGAAGACAGACCUGUAAAGAUAAACCUCGCAUGGGGCGCCCUGAAAAGCUUCGUCCGCGUAACUCCUGUAAAGGAAAAAGCCACUGGUUCAUGCAAAAUCUUUCUAUCACCUUCAUUGCUAAUCUGUGAUACUUCUGCUAUCUGCCAACAUUUAAUUCUUCAAUCAGCCAGUGCCAAUUUUUCGACAUUCUAAAUAUUUCUUUCGUUCACGACCAUCACUGGGCGCCCCAUGCGAGGUUUAUCUUUACAGGUCUCUCUUCUUCAGAUGAAGGAAAGCGGCCAUAGAUAACCAUUCUGAAGAAAAAUCUAAAGAAUAUUUUUACAGUGUUAUAAAGGCAUUGUAUUCGCGAUGUGAAAAGUGUAUUUCACUUGA